Molecule: messenger RNA, 239 nt
Organism: Acaulospora colombiana
Lineage: Eukaryota; Fungi; Glomeromycota; Glomeromycetes; Diversisporales; Acaulosporaceae
Source: the annotation of a GenBank genome assembly
GCCAUGUGGCUGCGAAGUGUUUGCGACUUCGAUCCUGCCUUCCUUCCCCCAUGUCGCUCGCAGAAAAAAAGACUACGGGCGCGACCAAUGGUUUAACAUUGGAUGAAAUUCUCAGUAAAGACGUAGAGCUCAAAGUCGAUGGCGAAUUGAACGAAGACGACGCGAUUGAAGAAGAUGAGGCCGCCCAUGUCCCCAAAGAGGGCUACUGUGACAAACCUUCGGUCUCCUUCCAUCCACGG